Molecule: messenger RNA, 754 nt
Organism: Vidua chalybeata
Lineage: Eukaryota; Metazoa; Chordata; Aves; Passeriformes; Viduidae
Exons: 4
Coding region: 1-477 (158 amino acids)
Source: RefSeq, a predicted model, not a curated record
AUGCGGCGUUGGAAACGGAAGCGGCUUCUCCGACGUGAGCAAGAAACUGUUUUGGAUCAAUGCGGCUGCGCGCUGGCCGCGGGGGCGCGCCCGGGAAACGGGAGCGUGGGGGCGGUGCCGCUCCUUCAGCAGCCACGGCUUGCUCGCAAUUGUCCGCCAGCGAGCGAGCCAAUUAGCCAGCCGAACAGCCGGUCCGCUUCCGCAGCAGCCACCGAGCCAGCUGCCCCAUUCCCUCAGUCUGCGGCCAGGCCGUCCGCUCCCCUAGCAGCCAGCCAGCCUGCUAGCCAGUUGGCCCGCUCCCGCAGCAGCCCUGUCGUUCCCGCAGCAGGCAGCCAGCCAGCUGGCCCGCUCUGGGAGCAGCUAGUCCGUCGGGGGGCCCUUUCCUCCAGCAACCCGCCGGAGCAGAGGGUGUUGGGCUACAGUGCAGUGAAAACUCGGAGCAGUGCCGAAGAAGCAGUGGGAGCAGAGCAGCAAUAGCCCAGCAGGGCAAGGAGAGGCGAGCUCAUGAUCCUGGGUACCCAAGCAGAUGAGACAAUUUUGCAGCCCUUCAACUGAUGGAUCAUCCCUCAUCCCAACACACCUAUCACAUGCACAGUGACUCUACCUCAUCAACUGAAUGCAACCAGGCUACAUAGGAGGACAGUAGGAAACUCAGAAUAAUACCUGUCUUGUGGGAAGCACUACAGUGAGGGAUUUGUUUCUAGAUGGGCAGCUUCUAGGAAAAAAACCCACCCAAAGUCACCUUUAACUCUAU